CCAUUUCUUUCUUAUCUUCCUUAAAAACCCACUCUUUAUGAUCUUGUGCUCCUAAUUCUGGUGGAAUUUUUUCAAGAAUGCAAAGCCUAGCACUCUCUUGUGAGAGCAGCAGCUUUCUGUUUAGGCCCUCAUUUGUCUUCCCUAAUAUCAACACCCCUCUUGCAAUCUCGAGGUUUUCUAGGCGGCAUUCUCAUUGCAUAAAACAUGGAUGGUUUGGGGACGUAUCCAAGGUGGUCAGGAAUAGAAAUUACAAACGUUGCUAUAUCUCAAGAUCGGCUUAUGGUCCCGAAGAAUUCAGAAGUACAAAAAGAUCAGCAUUGUCAAAGAGGAAAAAUCAAAGCACUUCUGUUCUUCAAGUUUUAGAUAUGCCACAGAACAAUUAUCUGAAAUCCGUUGUCCUUUCUGGGAUUUUCAAUCUUCUGUUCACACAACAAGCAAGUGCUGUUUCAGAGGUUGCCACUGGCUUGCAGUCGUUUCCUUUCUUCGGGGACCUCGGAGAUUUAAGCACAGGUUUUGCUUCAGCGUUCUUGUUAAUAUUUUUUUCAGAGCUUGGGGACAAGACCUUCUUUAUUGCUGCUCUAUUAGCAGCUAGGAACUCUGCUGCUGUCACUUUCGUUGGGACUUUUGGCGCACUUGGGGUCAUGACAAUCAUAUCUGUCGUUCUCGGACGAACUUUCCACUAUGUCGAUGACGUUCUUCCUUUCAGUUUUGCUGGAAAUGAUUUGCCAGUGGAUGAUAUUGCUGCAGCUUGCCUUCUGGUGUAUUUUGGAGUGUCAACGUUGCUUGAUGCCUCCUCCAGCGAUGGCAUGAAAGCAGAAGAGGAACAGAAAGAGGCUGAGCUGGCAGUUUCAGAAUUUUCAGGAAAUGGUGCUGGACUAUUGUCUGCUGCAAACACUAUCAUUAGCACAUUCGCAUUGGUAUUUGUUGCGGAGUGGGGCGACAAAUCAUUUUUUUCUACAAUAGCUCUUGCUGCUGCAUCUUCACCUCUUGGAGUCAUUGGAGGGGCAUUAGCCGGUCACGGAGUUGCAACUUUGUUGGCUGUUCUUGGAGGUUCUUUACUGGGAACAUUCUUGUCUGAAAAGGUUAUUGCCUACAUAGGGGGUACUCUCUUCCUAGUAUUUGCAGCAGUGACAGUGAUAGAGAUAGUGAGUUGAAACAACCAUUAUUUCAAAUUUUUUCUAGCAAAUUUGUACUUUCAUAUAGACCAUAUUUCAGAUCAAGAGAACACAGAGCAUUCUAGUUAUGUUUAAAAUUUUUUUUU
Messenger RNA from Lycium ferocissimum, 1261 nucleotides. RefSeq names its product protein PAM71, chloroplastic. The record is from RefSeq and is a predicted model, not a curated record. Bases 78 to 1154 code for a protein of 358 amino acids. Gene Ontology annotation, biological process: Golgi calcium ion transport; manganese ion transmembrane transport; calcium ion transmembrane transport. Gene Ontology annotation, cellular component: Golgi apparatus; chloroplast thylakoid membrane. NCBI's taxonomy places the organism in Eukaryota, Viridiplantae, Streptophyta, Magnoliopsida, Solanales, Solanaceae. The transcript is spliced from 12 exons. Gene Ontology annotation, molecular function: manganese ion transmembrane transporter activity; calcium ion transmembrane transporter activity.